This is a messenger RNA of Blepharisma stoltei, 1083 nucleotides long. The record is from the annotation of a GenBank genome assembly. NCBI's taxonomy places the organism in Eukaryota, Ciliophora, Heterotrichea, Heterotrichida, Blepharismidae.
AUGGACUCUCUCUUAAAGUCAAAAUCCAAAGACGAUAUUCUUACAGAAUCAAAAUCCCCUCUGCUAAAAAACCCAGGCGCCACAAUACGUGACCAAAUCCUCCGUUUCCAAAACCAAAUUUCUGACCUCCAAAAAGAAAACGACGCAUUAAAACGCGAAAACCUCAAACUCAGCACCCAUUUGGAAUUUCUUCAAAAGAAAGACAGCCAAGCCAUGAAAGCAGAAAUAAGCUUCAAAAAUUUAAUCAGAGGCUACCAAGACGAGCUCUCCGGACGCAAAAGCAUUUUCAAGCUUUCCAAAGAUGACGUAAAAUCAGUCUCAGGCUCCUAUGAGAACCUAUUCGACAGUAUCGAGCUUAUGAAAGACAAAGUCCAAGAAAUGUUAUCACAAAAAGAAGAAGCCUUAGGGGCUAUUUUUAAUACAAAAUUAAAAGAAAUCAGCAAACAGCUGGAAAAGGAAAAAAAGGAAAAAUUCGAGUUUAUUGACAGCUUGGCUGAAAAAGAAAUAAAAUUGACAGAAGAGCUUGAGCUGCUAAAAGCGUCAGUUUUUAUGAUAGAAUCAAAGAAUAACAGCUUAGAAAGAGAAAAUAAAAAGCUGGCAAUAAAUUUAAAAGAAAGAGAUAUAGAGAUUAAAGGACUCCAAGACAAACUUUUUAAGCUGAAAAAGAAAAAAAUGAAGUUGCCACCGAUUGAGAUGCCGAGAAGCCUGAGCACGAUCCCUCCUGACUGUAUUUCUGACAAAAGAGUAUCCCCUGCUAUGGUAAAUAACCCUAUAAAUACUGAAAGAGAAGAAAUCAGCUCUUUAAAUACACAAAAUUAUGUGUAUAAGCUACAAAGACAGCUAAAAGUGGAAAAAAAUAACGCAAGGGCUGCUAGAGAAGCGUAUAGGCGAGAAGUGGAAAAUAAAGGAGAAUUGUUUAAAUUGAUACAGGAAUGCUAUGAAGAUACUAAAGAGCACGUGCAGCAGGUCAAAAUGAGCUCGAUUAAGAAGCUUAAUGACUAUUUGAAGCAGAAGUUUAUGGAUGAGCUGACGAAAAGAGAAAAAAUUUUGGAGCUGAUCACAGAAAAGCUGUACCAGGGAUAA